AAAGGACCUUUGGCAGUUGGUGCCUUUUCCCUGAUUGCAUACCUAGGAUUGGGCGCAGCAUGGGAUAUUCUUUUACGGUCAUCUUGGACUCCCCUUGAGAACUACCCAGACUGCGGGAGAAGGGAAGAAAGUAUUGAAAAAGAAGACAGAAUUUUUGCCAACUCAAGUUUCUUCAAAUCGUUCAUAAACUCCCAAGAGGUUGGAAGAUUUUGCUUACAAGACUGUACCAUGAUACAACUGGAUACAGUUUACAACCUACAAGGCCAAUACAAGGUUGAAUCUCCUAUUUGGUUCAACAGUGAAAACAAACCUUUACAGUUCGAGAGCGUUGAUAUAGAUGUUAGACUGGACAGGGUUCCACAAGACAUCACUUGCUUAGAUAACUGUUAUUUCUUUGUUCCCGAAGCACCUCUAAAUAAAAACCGGAAUUUAUGCUAUUUAUCUGCUAACAGUGAAUUUGAUUGUGUACUGUUAGAUAGUGGAACCCCAAAGGAGAGUAAUGAAACAGCAGCAUUCAUUGGUGCAACAACCAACUACACAGAUCAAAAAUCUAACAAGCAAUUUUCCAAAUACGGAUUGAAACUAAAAUAUCUAGUUCUUUAA
Messenger RNA from Eurytemora carolleeae, 603 nucleotides. RefSeq lists its product as uncharacterized. The transcript is spliced from 7 exons. The record is from RefSeq and is a predicted model, not a curated record. Bases 229 to 603 code for a protein of 124 amino acids. NCBI's taxonomy places the organism in Eukaryota, Metazoa, Arthropoda, Copepoda, Calanoida, Temoridae.